Molecule: messenger RNA, 8663 nt
Organism: Homarus americanus (American lobster)
Lineage: Eukaryota; Metazoa; Arthropoda; Malacostraca; Decapoda; Nephropidae
Exons: 14
Coding region: 277-7983 (2568 amino acids)
Biological process (GO): double-strand break repair via homologous recombination; regulation of DNA-templated transcription
Cellular component (GO): nucleus
Source: RefSeq, a predicted model, not a curated record
AAAUACUUACAGGUCUUGGCUCGCCCACUGUUCAGUCCACAUACACCGGGAAUCAACAGGUCUUCAACAAGUGAGGAGUGGAGCCCUUGCCUUGGCAUCAUUAAGUGUCACUCUCCUCCACCUGUGUUUAAUAAUAAGCUGGUGACAUCUUCAGCUGCCAAAAGUUCAAGGGAAGAGGAUGAUUGUAAUGGAGGUUUUCCUGGUAAUGACACACAAUGGUUCAGAGUAAGAGCUGUUGCAGGUAGGAGAGAAUCUAUUAAUGAGGAGGAUUGUGAGAUGAUGAAUUUCUCUGGAAGUAGAAAUGAUUGUAAUGUACAUUUAAAUGAAGGGGAUAGACACCCCCAGGACACCUCAGUGGACAUUCAAUACAGUUGGACUAAAAAGCGACCAGAGAGAACAAGCACACCAAUACCACAGCCGGUAAAGACUUCAUUGUGUGCGCAACAGCUGAGUCACUCGGGUAAUUCCCCAGAAUCGCUACAACACUCACAGGCAAUUAAGGUAACCCAAAUAGAUUUACCUGAUAACAAGAUUAAAGGUACAGACAUUAUGGAGACUCCUAGGAGAAAUAUGAAUAUGAGGGAUUGUGUUGGUUCUAACAAUUUACACAUAUCUGUUGAGUCAGAUGCUGAAGAAGACUCAUGUGACUUUAAGGAAAAUCCCCUUGAUCUAAUAUGUUCACCUGUUAAAAAAGUGAAGCCCAGGAACAGUAUGUGUGUGUUGAAGCGACCAGAGAGAACAAGCACACCAAUACCACAGCCGGUAAAGACUUCAUUGUGUGCGCAACAGCUGACUCACUCGGGUAAUUCCCCAGAAUCGCUACAACACUCACAGGCAAUUAAGGUAACCCAAAUAGAUUUACCUGAUAACAAGAUUAAAGGUACAGACAUUAUGGAGACUCCUAGGAGAAAUAUGAAUAUGAGGGAUUGUGUUGGUUCUAACAAUUUACACAUAUCUGUUGAGUCAGAUGCUGAAGAAGACUCAUGUGACUUUAAGGAAAAUCCCCUUGAUCUAAUAUGUUCACCUGUUAAAAAAGUGAAGCCCAGGAACAGUAUGUGUGUGUUGAAGCGACCAGAGAGAACAAGCACACCAAUACCACAGCCGGUAAAGACUUCAUUGUGUGCGCAACAGCUGACUCACUCGGGUAAUUCCCCAGAAUCGCUACAACACUCACAGGCAAUUAAGGUAACCCAAAUAGAUUUACCUGAUAACAAGAUUAAAGGUACAGACAUUAUGGAGACUCCUAGGAGAAAUAUGAAUAUGAGGGAUUGUGUUGGUUCUAACAAUUUACACAUAUCUGUUGAGUCAGAUGCUGAAGAAGACUCAUGUGACUUUAAGGAAAAUCCCCUUGAUCUAAUAUGUUCACCUGUUAAAAAGGUGAAGCCCAGGAACAGUAUGUGUGUUUUGAAGCAGAAAUACUGUACAGAAGAUGUCAAUAUUCAAGAAGACCAAAAACUGCCUAAUGUGUAUGAUCGUGAUGAUAAAAACUUGCUCAAAAUAGUUGAUGAGAAACCACCAGUCAGGAGUGAAUCCACAAAGGAAAUUUUGGCUGCAUGUAAGGUAUCAGAAUUAGGGAGAGGUGACAGUGAAAACACAAACAGUCUCAGAAAGAGCGACAGGUCCAGCGCUCAGAAAUUUCCAACACAACAAAAUAUUUGUGAAGGAAAUGUGGCUUUAAAUACAGAACCAUUGAGCAAAAAUGUCGAUGGAGAUAAACUUGAAGUUGUUGCAUUAAAAAAUGUAUUCUCUGCUGCUAAGAAUCAAAGUGCAGACAGUGGUCAGUAUCCCUCAGACAUGGAGACACCAUUCAAAAUUUCUAGAUUGUCUAGAUUGUUUAGAAAAAGACAAGUGCCUCCAGGAUCUUAUUCAGUACCACUGUUUAACAGAAUUCCAUCUUGUAAGAAUAUGGACUCAAACCAGGAUUCUCCUGACACCUUGAACACUGUAUCUUCCGUGUCUUCUGACGCUAAAAGUAUUUUGAACAAAUUAUCUCUACCCAAGAAAAAAAGAUCAUCUGGUAAGUUCAUGUAUCCCACAAAGCCAGAAGAAGGUUAUGAAACACUUCAGAUGAAGUACAUAGAAUCAAUUGGAUUGACUGAAAGUAAUAAAAGUUCAGUAACAGAACUUGAACCUUCCCCUGCCAAAAUACACACUGCCAGUACAGAGAGUGCAUCCUCCUCAUUUGUGACUGACAUUCAUACCAUUGCCAAGAGGCAAUGCAAUUUCCUCUCUCUCACAAACCUUGAGAAAGAUUUAAGAUUUGAAAGUGGUUAUAUGCAAAAACAAAUUGUAAAUUCUCAUUUGGACAAAGAAAACAGGACCACACCACCUCCAGGAUACCAUGAGGUGCCUGUCAAAUUGAACGGAAGACAUCAAGUUGAAAGCCAGCAAAAAGACUCGAGAUCACCACCCAUUGCACUGCUGGCUGUUAAUAGUGCAGUGAGUACAGGACCUGUGAUUAAGUCUGACCUUUUAUUUGAUGGUGGUGUUUCUGUCAGGAUCAAGGAAGAUAAGAAAUUGGCCACAACACACACAAAUCUGCCAAACAUUACAACUUGUGAAAGCCAUAAAACAUUGAAUUUUGUUCAGGGUUAUUCAAAGAUGGUGGUGUCAGGGUGUGAACACCAGAUGCCUUCCAAAGUGUUAUCAGCAGACAUGAUACAAAACAGGGAAGAACGGCAGAAAAAUGAGGAGCCAGAAAUGGUCAUCUGUGAGGCUCGGGUUGUACCUCAGAAAGAAGAAAGUGUUUUAACAGUUUCACAAUGUCCCGAUAAGAAAGAACAACAUGGAGUCUUGAAAGAAGAAGAGACAAGUGAGAUUAUGAAUGACAGUCUCAAUGAUAUUGAUUUUUCAGAAAUAGAAGAAAACUUUAGUGUCCCAGUAAAGGAUGAAGGACUCACUGAGAGAAACAAUGAUUUUAUCAAACGAUCAUCACAGGGGUGUAAUACAGCUGGCCUUGAAGUUGAUGAUGGAUCAAGAAACAGUAAUGGUGGCAGGGCAGAAAAAGCUUACUCUCACAAUACUAAUUUUUGUGGCUUUUUAACAGGUAACGGAAAGCCGACAAAAGUGAGUAAAGAAGCCUUGAAUUAUGGUAAAAGGUUGUUAGAUGAAAUUACAUUCGAUGAUGAGUCACAUACUACAGAUGACCAAAAAAAUUGUGGCCAUGACACUCAUAAAAAAAUAAAGUCCAAUAAAAUGAAUCAUGAAUCCUUAGCAUCGUCAUCCAGUCUAACUAACUCUAGAGGCAUGUAUGGCUUCAAUACUUGUAGUGGUUUUAGAGUGAAGGUGAACCCAGUUGCUGUAGAGAGAGUACAGAAGUUGAGGGAAGAGAGUGAGCGAGAGGGAUCUGAAGUGAAAGGCGCUGAUCACUCCAAACACUUGAGUCACGUGUUAAGACAAAAAAAUUUAGGAAUUGUACCUGAUGAUGGAGGCAGCAAGUCACUGAAUACUAGUAAAGGUGCCCAUGUUAAAAUUAAUGAGUCUUCACUGAGUGGAACUGAUGGAACACAUGAUAAUGAAAACCAUGUAGACAAUAAAACAGAAUCUGUUAAUACAAAUAAUAGACAACUUUCCUGUCUGAAGACAUCUUCAACCACUGUGAGAGGAUUCCAAGGUUUUUCUUUAGCCUCUGGGUUAAGAGUCAACACUAGUCAGCAGGCUUUAAAGAGGUCACGGUUGUUGUGGAGGGAGUUUUAUGAAGAUGAAGCUAAACAAGUAAAUACAAAUACUGAUAAAAACUCAGAGACUGGAAAAAGUUUGCAAAGUUCAUUAAAGUCACAAGGGUUUGACAAAGCAUGUCUGGGUGUUCCCGCUCCCAGAUCUGAACAGCAAGUUAUACAGUGGUCAGAAGAGGCUGUUAGUGUGUUUGGAGGGAAUUCUAAAAUUGCUAACUGCAGAGCUUCACCUGUAUUCCAGGCAGGUCGGGGAACAAAUAUGAAGAUUAGCCAGAGUGCCUUAAUGAGGGCUAAAGCACUAAAGAAUAGAACUGAAGACUUGGGAAGCUCUGGGGAAUCUAUCCAUGCUGCACAAAAAAUGUCACAGAAAAGUAUAGGAAGAAAUAUUGAACCAAUAGUAAAAAAUGGAAAUUGUUCAUCAGAGAAAAUGGAGCAACACACUGCUUUAUGUAUUAGACGUAAAGACAUGAACCUAAUUGAGACAGGGAGCAGUGUUGAUCAGAGUGAACAGUUAAAAGGAGAAAGUUUCAGAAGGGUGUCAAUGAGAGUAGCCGCCAGUGUCAGAGCCAAGAAACUGUGGCAAGAAAGGAACAGUGUGUCUGCUGUCCCAGAGAAGACAAGUAGAUUAAAUUUAAACAGUGGAAACAAAUCCUUAUUCAAAUCUGAGCAACCUUUUCCUGAGCAAGUAAUGGAAAAUCCCAUUGACUUUGUUAGUACUAAGGGAAGUAUGGGUACAGUAUUAUCGCCAAGGGAGGAAGUCAAGCUAACUGAAGGAAGAAGUGAUGUAAGGAGAUCAUCACUGAUGUCUGACACUGUCGUUCAGAACAACAAUGGAUUACUGUGCUCAACUGACUUAACUAGAAGAAGCCAAGAAAGUGAAGAACCUUCCCUGGAAGGUAGAGGGUUCAUUACAGAAAAAAGGAAUAUAAUGGCUUUAGUUCAAGAUAGUUCAAUAGAAAGAAGGGAUUCAGACCAAGAGAUUGGUGAGUCAAAGGAAGUAAAGACAAAUAAUGAACUUUCUAAAAGAGAAAGAUCAAUGAUGACAGCAGAGAAUAGGUUGAAUGCAUGUGUGAGAGGCUCUGUAACACCUGGAUUAUUAGAUAAUAAACCAAGACCUGCCUGUAACAUAGACACUCUCAAAGUCUCCAAAGACUUUGUAGAAGAAAAAGGUUGUAGUACUGAGAGUAUAGGGCCAAGUAUUAGUGGUGAGAUGGAAGUAUCUAUGCCUGUUGGUGGGAGCAAAGCAGCAGUUGAAGAGCCUCUUAGUAAACCCAUCACUCCUGAGGAAGAUUCGCUCAGAAGUCCCUCACCCAUAUUAGGCUCACAGAAAAUUAACUGGAAAUAUAUAAAAAGUGAUGGUAGUGUUCAUAAAUAUACUAUUGUUGAUAUCGGAGCACCAGCACAACAAGAGUUUAGGGUUGUUAAGCCAGAGUAUGAUCAUUCAGAGGAAAACAGAGAGCACUCUAUUAUAAAGCCAGAUUCCAUCACCAGAUCAUCACCAGAAGCUAAAAGAUACAGAAUUAUAAGAGAUCAUGUACUAGAUACCGAAAGGUCAAAUACAGAUUUAAAAUACCAAAUUUUAACAGGUCGUUCGCAGCCCAACCCAGUGACAAAGAUACAUUAUAGCCCAGUUAUAAGGCCUCACUCACAGCUAAUUUUACGAGAAAUUGGGGAUUGCUCCAAGACCGAUGCUCUGAGGGACAGAGGCAAAGACACUCUCACAUUAGAUACCCAAGAAAUUACUGAGAUCACUGAGGCUUUUUUGAAGGAUGAUCCAUGGGAACAGGAGGAAGCAGAGGAGGAUCAAGUGACUGGAAGGAAACGGUCACAAGAUAGUGUACACGAGACCAUUGUCGGGCAGCCAAAGAGGCAGAGAACAGCUGCACCUGUUGACCACACACUAGUACCAAGAGGAAGCACGAACUUACAAGUAAAUGAAGCAGUUGAAGCUGAGAGAGAGAUGUUAAGGAAGACACAGGCCAAGUUGAUCCAGCAUAAAGAGAAGCAUCUUGUCCACCCCAUCCCAGGAUCUCUGUAUAAGAUGAGAAGUGAGAAUAAGAAGAAGAGGAUAAAACUUUCUUCACUUGGAACCCUAAAGAUGUUCAGGAGAAAGAGUGAAGUAACAUCAAAGAAUGCUGUGCAGUAUCGCUUUGAAGUGGAUGACAAGAGAUGUGGAAGUGUAAAUUGUGAAGAUGGAUUUUGUGUAGUUCCUGGUGCUGAUAAUUGUAUCGGUGUGAAGGAAAUGGAACAAGGUUUCUUGGCAAUGCCGGGUGUUCAUCCUGGACUUGUUCCUUCAGGCUGGGUGACUAACCACUACCGAUGGAUUGUGUGGAAACUUGCAGCCCAAGAAAGACGUUUGCUUAAUUGUCAAGCUUUGACUCUGGGUAAUGUUGUUGAUAGACUGAAGUAUCGAUAUGAUCGAGAAAUUGACGAUGCAGUGCGCCCCAUACUAAGAAAAAUAACAGAACAUGAUGAUAUUCCUCAGAAAACCAUGAUCCUGUGUGUGGCAGAUAUUACGACUAACCAGCAAGAUGCCUCUGUCCCAGCCACUGAGAGGUCACAAAGUCGCUGUAAGCAGACAUGUAUUCUGGAGCUCACAGAUGGAUGGUACAGCCUUGGUGGUGUUGUUGACAAUGCAAUGGCAGAGUUAAUACAUGAUGGCAAGGUAGAGAUUGGCACAAAACUUGUUAUCCAUGGAGCAGAACUGAGUGGACCAUUAAUGGCCUGCCAUCCUUUACAGGCACCAGCCACCCUUUGUCUGCGUCUCCAUACAAACAUGACCCGAAGAGCACGGUGGUGGUCACGCCUUGGUCUCGCCCCUCACAGGGGUCCACUACCCACUCUCAUUGGAGCAACACUCGGUAAUGGAGGCCUCGUAGGACAGAUGACAGCUAUGUUGGCCAGGGUUUAUCCUCUGGUUUAUUUUGAACGCUCAAAUGGCAGGGCUGUAUUUAGAGGAGAAAAAGCCCACUUGAGAAUACUGAAGGAAACUCAACAGAAGAAGGAAGCAGCUGUACAUCAGAUAAUGGCUGAUGUAGAGAGGGAGUUGAGCCAGGAGGCGAGAGAGAGCAGUGAAGGUGGGCGGCCCAUGACCAGGGAGGAGAUCCUCAGCCUCACCCUGGGUAGUGAUAUUGCCAGACUGAUGGAGAACACUGCUGACCCUUAUAGUCUACAGGGCAUACUGACACCACACCAAGUAGAACUGGCUAGACUGUGGCGGCAGCAACAAGCUGAUGAGAGAAGGAAAAACAUUAAUGCCGAGGUUCAACGUAGACUGGCUAAGUCACACGUCCUUUAUGAGCCGACACCAUUGUUAAAGGUGCGCAUUGUGGAUAAUUAUGGGGCGGGAGCCAUGGUGACAAUAUGGAGACCCUCAGAGGACCUCAGACUGGCUCUCACCGAGGGCAGCCACUUCAGCAUACGUUACCUCUUGGCUGCAGGCUUCAGGAAUGAGUGCCUUCAGUUUACAGCCGUUCGACAGACCAGAUGGGAACCAGUCAUGGAAGGUCCUCCGGCUAGUUCCCCCGAGUUUGAUCGCUGUGUCACUCCUCUUUGCCUGCUGUCUUCAGGGGAGUUAAAUCCAUUGUGGAAGGAAGUUGAUGUUGCUGGAGUGGUAUUGAGGGUGGGGCUGUUGAACAAAGGGCUUCAGUUGGUGCACAUUGUUGAUCACCACAUUAACAUCCUCACUCUCAAGUUCUGGGGAGGUCUCAAGGAAUAUGGAGUGGAGAAUAUCGUUGCAAUUGGGUCUGUGAUAUGCGUGUUGAAUGGUAACUGGCGUGGGCAUGCAGGUGGAAGGUUUGGAAGCAUCCAUGUUACAGAACUGACCUUCAUUACCUCUUCACCACGAAGCGCCCACCUACUUGAAGCUGUUGCUCAUCUGAAAAACAGUAUAAAGGACAUGAAGAGUUUUUUGUAUGAGGGCGAUAUGAAACUAGACGGACAAUUUGAUAGUCGUGCAUUUCUCGCUGAACCUACUUCUGCAGCUAAAUGUUUACAAGGAAAUAUAGGUGACCAGGAAUUAGUACAUCACGAGAGCACUGAUAUUUCCAAACAAGCAGAGCGGGACGGCACAACAGAUCAGAAGCCUCUCUGUGCUGUAAAUGGUGAGGACACUAUAAACCCUAAAAUGAAGCGGUUGCAGCAACGAUCACAGGAAAUACGCAGUAAACUUAAGGUCCUGGGACAGUACAGAACACCGUCCUCCCUGCGGAGACUUCAUUCGCCGCCUACUGUAGGGGCUCGUAAGCUUUUCCAAGCUCCUUUCAAGCAGCCACAAAUUUUUGAUGGUAAAGGUGAUAAAUGUGAAUGAUUGUGUCACUGCACAGCUCGGGUUUAAUAAUUGGCUGCUGAUUUGAGAGGUAAGUACUUCUUCAGUAAGACUCUGAGCAUGAAGACUUAAGCCUAGUCAAGUUUUAAUGUGAUAAAUAUUUUUGAAUCGGUUGGAUAUCUAGAGAAAGCCUUAAAGCUGUUACUUUGCAACCUAAUGAUAUAGUAUGAUUUCUGAAAAUUGUGUUAUAAGAGAUGCUAUUACUUUUGUAUGGAAAAUUUUAUUGCUUUGAAUAAGUGUUACCAUCUUGUGACAUGUGUUACAUGGUUUUUGUGUUGCAUGUAGGAGAUUAUCAGAAAUGUUGAUGCAUAGUAUACACGACCUGGUCCCUGAAGUGUACAGUACAUGCUCCUCCUCCUGUUAUGGUGCUCCACAACCUUAUUUUUUUAAAUACUUUAACAAUUGUUAGUACAAAGUAUACAGUACUAUCAAGACUUUAGAACGAGAAUAUGAUCUUAUUUUUUCUUACUGCAAUGAAUACUGUUUAUUAGUUUUUAUCCAUGUUAUGUAUAGUUUAGUUAACCACAGGUUAUUUCUCCUACUGUAACUAUGUAAUAUAAAGCUCUUUAUACUGCAGGAUGGCAGCUCCACUCAAUAACAGGAACCACUUCACAAUUUAUUUAUUUUUUCCCCUGAAAUUUAAUAAACUGAACUGAUAGAUA